Molecule: messenger RNA, 990 nt
Organism: Vicia faba (fava bean)
Lineage: Eukaryota; Viridiplantae; Streptophyta; Magnoliopsida; Fabales; Fabaceae
Source: the annotation of a GenBank genome assembly
AUGAAUUCUAGGAGAGACGUUGAAAGUGGUAGUGGAGGGACAAAGAACACCAACAAUUACUCUGCUGCUGGAAAUUCAUCUUCAUAUGUUUAUGAUGCUGAUAAUCAUAGGAAUUCAUGGCUUGUACCUGUUUUUGUGGUUGUUAACGUUGUUGUUUUCGUUGUGGCUAUGGCUAUUAACAAUUGUCCCAAGAAUAAUUUUGGUUUUCAAGGUAAUUGUGUUGCUGGGUUUCUUGGAAGAUUCUCUUUCCAGCCUUUGAGGGAGAAUCCAUUGCUUGGUCCUUCUUCAUCAACAUUAACCAAGAUGGGAGCUCUUAAAUGGGAAAACAUUGUGCACCAGAAUCAAGGGUGGAGACUCUUCACUUGCAUUUGGUUACAUGCUGGAAUUAUUCACUUGCUCUCAAACAUGAUAUGCCUUGUCUUCAUUGGCAUUCGCCUCGAACAGCAAUUCGGUUUUGUGAGAAUUGGAUUGAUAUACCUAUUGUCUGGAUUUGGUGGAAGUGUACUUUCUUCUCUUUUUAUCCGAAAUAGCAUCUCCGUUGGUGCUUCCGGUGCACUUUUCGGACUUCUUGGAGCAAUGCUAUCAGAACUUCUUACAAAUUGGACUAUAUAUUCCAAUAAAGUGAUGGCUUUGCUCACUCUUCUAAUUAUCAUUGCGGUCAAUCUCGCAAUAGGAAUUUUGCCGCACGUUGACAACUUUGCUCACAUCGGAGGAUUUGCAACUGGACUUCUACUUGGUUUCAUUUUACUUCCGCGUCCUCAAUAUGGUUGGUUACAGCAGCAUCGUUUUCCUGCUGGUAUUCGUCUCAAAUCAAAAUUCAAAGCUUACCAAUACAUUCUUGGAAUUGUGUCUCUAAUUCUCUUGAUUGUUGGAUUAUCAAUUGGAUUGGCAAUGCUGUUUAAGGGUGAGAAUGGAUAUGAUCACUGUCAUUGGUGUCACUACCUAACAUGUGUGCCAAGUUCUAAAUGGGAAUGCAACAAUGAGAAUUAA